Helianthus annuus (common sunflower) is the source of this 3537-nucleotide messenger RNA. RefSeq lists its product as uncharacterized. The transcript is spliced from 7 exons. The coding region runs from base 250 to 3426 and encodes 1058 amino acids. The record is from RefSeq and is a predicted model, not a curated record. Lineage: Eukaryota; Viridiplantae; Streptophyta; Magnoliopsida; Asterales; Asteraceae.
AUUAUCGAGUUUACAUCAAACACCAUUCGUUCACUUCAAAAUUGCAACAUAACAAAACUCCCCCUUUCUCUCUCUAAAAAUUUCCAGAUUCCAAUCGCAUUGUUGUUCCUCCGCCCCCUCUGCACAUCGCCGUCGAUUUCUCCUCCGAUCAGAUUCAACAAAUUCGUCACCAACGGUCCAGAUUCACCACUUCAUAUUCCACCAAUUAGGGUUUCCAUUUCUAAACUGACGAACACGGAAACACUUAUUAUGCCGAGAAGUUCGAGAAGCAAAUCGCACAAGCAAAGCAAGCAUAGUUCGAAGGAAGCGAGAGAGUAUUCCGGUUCCGAUGAGGAUGUUAGAACGAAGGAUAAUAAGAGUAGUAAUGGCGGUAAGGAUUGUUCAGUUUCUGGAGAACGUGUGAAGCACGUUAAGGAUCUGGUUAAUGGUGGAAGUAGUGAUAGGUGGAAUGGAGGGAGUAGUGAUGAUAAAGGAUUAGCUGUAAGUAUAGAGAAUAAGGAUAAGGAGGUAAUUAAGUCGAAGGAUUUAUCGAAAGUUGUCGGUGAAUUGAAGAGCAAGAGUAGUAGGAGACACGAUUCGGAUAGCGGGAGUGCGAGUUUAGCGGUAUCGGAGAAGGAUAGUAGAGGGGAGAAGAGGAAGUCUGAGAAAGAGUCUGUGAGGAAAGAGAGUGGUUUGUAUAAGGAGCAUAAGGAAUCGAAGGAGAAGGAGAAGGAGCGCGGUUCGGAUAGGGGAAGGAAAGGUCACUCUGAUAAGGUCGGCGUUGAGGCGUCGGCGAAAGGUGAGAAUCAAUCGGGCAAAAGAGGAAAGGAAGUUACUGAAUGGCCAAUAGAAGAAGAGCUAAGAAACCCCGAGUUAGAAAAAGAGCUCGAGAAGAGGAUGAGAAGAAGAGGAGAAGCCUCUAGUGACAAAGAUAAAUACCAAGAUAGCAUAAAAGAAACUGAAGAUAGACGUUUGUCUUCAAAAAACGAUCGUACUAAAGAUGAACGGCAUAAAAAUGAAGAAUAUGGAGACAUUAGAGAACCCCGCCAAAAGGACGAAAAACACCGUGAAGAUGGUGAACGUGAUAGGAAAAAUCGGGACGUUAAACACCGAGGUGAAAGUGAAAGAUAUAACAAACAUAGGGAUGAUAAAUAUGAUAAGUAUGACAAAUACCGUGAAGAUAAGUAUAGUGAAGAUGGUAAUAAAGAAACCAAAUAUAAAGAUGAUAAAUAUAUUGAGAUCGGUGAUAAAGAUGAAAGAAGCAGGGACCGGAAACGCAGGCAAGAUGAUGAUAGAGACUAUAGACAGAAGGAAGAGAAGAGAACACAUGAUUCCAAGUAUCGGGAUGCACCCGAAGCCAAACGUUUGAGGGAUGAUAACGCGGGUACCGAUUCACGUCAUACAAAGACAAGUAAUCGAGAUGGAAGCCCAGUUUAUGAUGAUCGUGUAGCUAGAUAUAAAGAUGAUAAAGAUAGGAGAAGAGGUAAUGAGAAAGAUGAAUCUAGUGAUUAUAGAUCCCGUAGUAGUAUGAAAGAACAACGAUCUGAGUUAGAAAAGAGAUCAAGUGCUAAAGAUGACUCAGUUUCUGAACGAGGAAGACUCAGUUCUCGUUACGCUGACGUGGAAAUUAACACUAGUCAUAGUCGCCGUAGGAGUUCCCCUAGUGGGAGCUCUUAUCCAACAAGAGAUCAUCACCGGGUUACGAAGCAAGACGAAACCAAGUACCCGGAUCAUGCUUAUGAAGAUCGAGGUCGAUAUAACGCUCACUCGAGCAGAGAUUACAAUUCUGCCCCUGGGCAAUCAGAUAAGAAAGUGACCUCGAAGGAUGAUAGUUACACGGGUGGUGAUUUACCGGCUGAAAAACGAAUGAGGCCUGAAUCACGUUCUUCCCCACAAGUCGAUAAAUCUCCGUCAUCAAGUAUCGAACGCAGGAGUUUGAUAAAAUCUGACGCUAGAAAAAAUCUCGAUCUUGAAGAAUCGGUCCCGGGCUCUCGUAGUGGCGGCGCUAAAGAUGGUUAUAAGGAUGGUAAAGGAAGCCGAGAGUUGGUGAACGACGCACACAUAAAUAACGAAUUAUCACAAGUUGAUAACGAUAAUUUAUCGGUUUCGUCACCGUACUCAAGAAAUUCUCAUUUUUCUGAAGAUGAGAGAAGUAAGUCAAACAAUCGGCACCGGAGGAUGGGUGACCCGAACAUGAAUAGAGGUCAAAGUCAAUAUCAAGGUCAAGGUCAAAGUCAAGGUAAUUGGAAAAACGUCCCUAAUUGGCCUCCCCCGAUGGCAACCGGUGGUUACAUUCCGUUCCAGCAUGUUCCACCGCCUAUGUUUCAUCCACUUAUGCAGCAAUUCCCACCACCAAUAUUCGGUAGACCGCCAAUGAAACUUAACCCUGGUUUACCUUAUCACGUUCCUGACCAUGGUAGACCACUCGGUUGGCGGAAUCAAGUGGACGAAUCAGUCCCACCUCCUUUGCACGUAUUUGGUGAUGAAUCUCACUUAUACGGUAGGGUCGAUUGGGACCGUAGAUCUCAAUUGAAUAAUCAAGAGUGGGACCAAAAUGCUGGAUCAAGCAUGGAGGGGCAAUUGGGUCAACAGAAAGACGAGUAUUCGGGUCAAAGACCAAAUGAUGAAUAUGGGCCGACAGAUCAGCUUGACGAGAGUGGGCAAAACCAACUCCAUAUCCAGCCCGAGAUCUUGAAUCUUGAUAAAAACGGUCAUGAAGCUCAGAAGCCAGGUGGCAGUCCGAAAAUCGCUGAGGUUGUUAAGGAGGAUAAUAGUUCUAUUAUCACUCAAGCUUAUCUUUCUAGGGUUGAUGUAUCCAAAGAUCUUACUCAACCCGAGCUGUAUGACCAGUGCAUUAGCAUGAUGGACUUGGAUCAGGAAGAUUUUUCUCAACCUGUUGACUUUGACUGCAAGAUUUUGUAUUUCGAGGAGAGUGUAGAAGCCAAUGUUACCGACAGUGCUUCACUAUUUUCUGCCGUAAAUGAUUCUAUUUUUCAGAAAGCGAUGUUUCUGUACAAGAAGCAAAAAGAAGAGUUUCGUCCGGUGAAUAAAGAAAAUGUUAUUCAUAAAGAGAAAGGUGGUUCAGACGAUGAUGCCAAACCAGCAGAUGAGGUGGCAGCUGCUGAGGACACAUCUAUGGAAGUAAAUAAAGAAAAUGAUGAACAACCGAAUAAACCUGAGGAAGCGACGGGUAUGGAGGUGGAUCAUGCUGUUGUAAUAAAGCAAGAGGAGGUGCCCGAGUCAACAGUGGCUGAAGUGAAAGAGAGUCUUGCAGCAUCAUCCUGUAAGGUUGAAGAUGCAACCGAUGAUGAGAAGAAUGGUGAUUCAGUGGUGUUAUCUGAUGAUGUGUCAAGUGCUGAGGUGGCAGUGAUGCCAACUGAGUCAAUUGAAUUUGGGUCAGUAAAUCUAAAUCGGAUACAUCACCAUUCUCCUGAAAGUACACAUUGAGACAAUUCUUUUAUAUUUGUGCUUUUGAAAAGCCGUCCCUUCCCCAUGGUCUCUAUUUUUCUAGCUUAUUAUCCUUGCUCAUCGAUUAAUAAAACUUCUUCCCUUCUGUUA